Messenger RNA from Alternaria atra, 1620 nucleotides. RefSeq lists its product as uncharacterized. Gene Ontology annotation, molecular function: iron ion binding; heme binding; monooxygenase activity. Bases 1 to 1620 code for a protein of 539 amino acids. Lineage: Eukaryota; Fungi; Ascomycota; Dothideomycetes; Pleosporales; Pleosporaceae. The record is from RefSeq and is a predicted model, not a curated record. The transcript has a single exon.
AUGGCGUUAGAUUCUCUUCUUCACCUGCCACCCUACGUAUGGCUUUCUCUCGUCCUUGCUAUACCCCUCGCGACGCUUCUCCAUGAUGUCUGGGUAUGGCUCCGAAUGCCUCCAGGUCCCAUACCUCUUCCGUUCCUCGGCAACAAACUCCAGCUCCCAAAGUCGAAGCCCUGGAUCCAGUUUCAAGAAUGGUCCAAGACAUACGGUUCCAUCUUUACGAUAUGGAUUGGUCGCAAGCCUACGAUUGUCAUAUCCGACCCCAAUAUCGCUGUCGAGCUCAUGGAGAAGCGGAGCACAAAGUACUCGUCGCGUCCGCGUAUGGUGGCUAUGGGCGAGAUACUGUGGGAUAAUGCUAGUAUACUGGUACAACCAUAUGGCAAAGAAUGGAGCGUGAGAAGGAAGUUGCUACAUCAGGCCUUGACACCCAAGGCGCUGAGGCUGUACAAACCUGUUCAGACGGCUGAGGCAUCGCGGCUUUGCCAGCAGCUCCUCGAUAGCCCGGCCAACUGGGAGAAACUCCUCGAACGCUUUACUUCCAGCAUCGUCUUUUGUGUUGCAUACGGACAUCGCAUCGACUCGCUCAACGCCAACGUCAUCCACCAGCGCUUCAAGUUUAUGCAUGUCGCCGCGUCGCUGAACGUACCCGGGAAGUACCUCGUCGAGUCCUUUCCUGUCCUGAAGCAUGUUCCAGAUGCCCUGGCGCCCUGGAAGGCGGUCAUCAAAGCGCGUGGUCGGGAAGAAGCAGCCGUGAACAUGGCCUUGGUUGAUGUCGUACGCUCAGAUCUUGCGAGAGCAAAGAGCCAAGGUGAUGAUAUCCCCGAUUCGCUCUGCAAGCUUCUUCUCGAAUUGCGGGAAAAAGAGCAUAUCCCACUGUCAGAUCGUGACUUCUCCUAUAUCCCAGCAUCUCUCUUCGGCGCCGGAUCUGACACUACCGCCUCGACCCUCUGCACCGCCUUCCUGGCGUUAGUUACGCAUCCCGAGACCCUACACGCUGCCCACCAUGAACUAGACACUAUCGUCGGCGCCGACCGCAGCCCUACGUUCGAAGACGAGGCGAAUCUUCCAUAUAUCCGCGCUCUCGUCAAGGAAGUCCUUCGCUGGCGUCCAGUCGCAGUCCUCGGAGGUACCCCUCAUGCAUCUACAGAGGACGAUCGUUACGAAGGCUACUACAUCCCUUCUGGCACUACCGUCCUAGGAAACUCAUGGGCUAUCAACCUUAAUGAGGAUUACUACCCCAACCCACACCACUUCAAUCCUACACGUUUCCUCGACGAAGCGCUCGCUGAACGCUUCAAAGCACCAACACCACUUACCGGUAAGCCUCAUCCAGCGAAAGCAGGACACUCGUCAUUUGGCUGGGGACGGCGCAUUUGUCCCGGUGCCAAUCUCGCGGAGAACAGUUUGUACAUUGCGCUGGCGAAGAUUCUGUGGGCGUUCGAUAUCCGGCCCAAGGAAGGCGUGAAGUAUGAUACGUUUGCCUACACUGAGGGCUUCAACAUCCGCCCUCAGAAGUUUGAGUGCGAAAUCAAAGUUAGGAGUGAGGCGCACAAACAGGUAUUGAUGGGGGAUCUGAAGGAAGCCGAAAGUGUGUUGGACAAGUUUACACCUUUCCAGGAGUAG